Messenger RNA from Suhomyces tanzawaensis NRRL Y-17324, 2697 nucleotides. RefSeq names its product Bro1p (gene BRO1). The transcript has a single exon. Gene Ontology annotation, molecular function: protein binding. Gene Ontology annotation, biological process: protein transport to vacuole involved in ubiquitin-dependent protein catabolic process via the multivesicular body sorting pathway. Lineage: Eukaryota; Fungi; Ascomycota; Pichiomycetes; Serinales; Debaryomycetaceae. Gene Ontology annotation, cellular component: endosome. Bases 1 to 2697 code for a protein of 898 amino acids. The record is from RefSeq and is a predicted model, not a curated record.
AUGAAAACGUAUCUCCUUCAGGUGCCUGCUAAGAAGACGGAAGAGGUCAAUUGGGUUAAACCUCUCAACAACUACCUUCUUUCCGUGUAUGGAAACACCUCAGAAUACCAAGAGGAUCUUGCCUCUUUGGACAAGUUGAGACAAGACCUCAGAGGGGCCUCUCCGAAUAAAACGGGAAUCAAGCUCUACUGCAAGUACUACAGUCAAAUAGAGCUCUUAGACUUGCGUGUCCCCUUUUCCAGCGUCAACAAGCACAAGAAGAUCAGCUUUGAGUGGCACGACGUGUUUCAAGCAGACGUCACCCACAAACAACAUGCCUUGCCCUUUGAGAAGGCCAACAUCUUGUUCAAUUUGGGUGCCAUAUUGUCCGGGUAUGCUGUGACCCGAUACGACGAGGCCCAGAAGUCUAGCUCUGCCGAAGGAAGCACUAACCCUGACGAAUUGGUUACCGAAUCUAUCAAGGUGCUACUGCAAACAGCAGGCGUGUUUCAAUUCAUACAAGAGAACUUUCUACACGCACCAUCCUAUGACUUGAGCCAGCCAACGAUCCGUUUCUUGGUGAAGCUCAUGUUGGCACAGGCCCAGGAGAUUUUCGUCAUGAAGGUGAUUAGUGGAGACUUGGAACAGAAGAAAAACUCUUUGAUCUCUAAGUUGUGCAGAAGUACUGCUUCUCAUUACGAGGAAUGCUUCAAGAUGAUUAGGGAGCUUGAUACUGACGUUGGUAGUGUUUCCACUACCGAUGAAGAACGUGAGUCGGAUUCACCAGAUGAUAUUUGGGAGAAUCCAACUAGUGCGGAUUACGUGGAAGAAGGACCUCAGUCCCAGCUAGACUCGAAUCUUGAUGAAUCUUGGAUUGCCAUUAUUCAUUUCAAAUUAAUCUAUUACAAGUCGUUGGCAUACUACUUCAAUGGGUUAAAUUUUGAAGCUGGAAGAAAGUAUGGCCAAGCCUUGGCAUAUUUGACUAAGUCUUCAGAUAUUUUGAAUGAGCUUCCUAGCGAAACUUUAAAGAUAAUCGGCAAAAAGAUUGGUGGAGACGCUUAUGAGUUAUUGGACAAUUACAAAUACCAGAAGGAUGCGGUUGCAAUCAAAUUGGGUGACCUCAACAAAGAUAAUGACUUGAUUUAUCAUGAUAUCAUUCCUUCAUUGGUGACAUUGCCAGAUAUCAAACCUAUGGAUAGUACCAAGAUUAUUCCUAUGAAUGAAAUAGACUUAUUCCAGGAAAUUAACGAGCACAACUACAGCCAUUUCUUGACAAACGUGGUUCCUAUCAAUAUUCAUGAGCUCUUGAGCUACUAUUCCGAGGAAAAAUCGCAGUUCUUGCGUAAUGAGUUGGAUAUGGUUGAUGUGUCUAAUGAAGAGUUGGCAUCUGUCUUGGAAUACUUGAAAUUACCGAAGGCAUUGGCAACUUUGAAGGAGUUGUUAGGCAAUGAAGACCUUGGCUCUGAUCCAAGUGCCUCUGAUGAUAUUGAUCCAAACUUAAAGAGAAUAGCUGACGAGGUUGGAUCUAAAUACUCGGCAGAUGUGGGUAACAGGAACCAGAUCACGUACACUAGAAAACAAAUCUAUGAUAAUAUCACGGAAGGUGAAAGCAUAUUGGCCAGUGCACAGGGCGCAGUUGACUCUGAAAGAUUAGCCAAGUGUAAGGAUGAUAUGAUCAAGAUCAAGAAAGCAUUAUAUGAUGCUACCAAUUCGGACGGUAGAUUGUUUGGCCUUGUUAAUGAUUCUAACAGUCAAUUGUAUCAAAUAUUGGGAAAGGGGUCGGCCUCAUCCGAAUUCCGUCAAUUGUUCGAGGUGAAAAAUGGGCCAGUUUCAGAGAACAAGUUAGUUGAAGAGAUUAGUUUACUCGAUAUCGAUGACUUCAAGCCCACCAAACCUCAAGGGGGGAUCAGCAAACAGAUCAAGAGAGUCGAAGAUAUCUUACAUGAUUUGAACGUGAUAAGGAGCAAUAAGAAUAAGUUGAUAGAAGCGUUGAAGAAAGAGAUACACGAGGACGAUAUUUCGGAUAUCUUGAUCCUCAAUAGUAGAAUCAAGAGUUCUAGCGAAAUCAAACAGGCGAUUUUCCCUGAGGAGAUGAAAAAGUUUGAAGUAUACAACAACGAACUUGACAAGUUGAUCGAAAGACAGAAGACUUUCAUCAAAGAUUUGGGGAUCGAAUGGGACCAAUUGUCUCAGAAUGGAGAGGUGAAGGAGAUACAAAAGUCGAAAAAGUUCCGCACCCAGUUGAUCGAGGACCAACAGCAAAAGAUCGAACGAUUCUACAAUGACAUUUGGCAACAAUAUUCCACUGGAUUGAGCCGUGGGGUCGAAUUCUACAAGCAAUUGUUGAACUACAGCGAAGGAUUGAAACAGAGAAUUAUUUCUGAGUCUAGAAGGGAGCCACAAAGGCAACCGCAGGCCCCCUUUUACGGCCAGGACUAUCGGGGAGCACCUUCUCUUCCCCCCAAGAGACCGUCACAAAGCCAGCCCGCGGGAGGAUUUUAUUCACAAACUCCCGUGACUCCCUCGGCAACAGGUUCGCCUAGCGUGUCAAAUAUGUCGCGAAACCCGUCUAUCUCCGGUGGCCCCCCACAAUUUCACCAACCAGGGCAAGUAAACCCACAGGCCCAGGGUGCAGGUUCAGCCCCUGGCUCCGAUCUCAUCUAUAACAAUCCGUCCACCUAUCAGCCCAAUAUGUACAACUUCUUCUCCAACAACUGA